UAAAAUUGAUGGUGUAGAUUAUUCAAAGUGGAUUGAUGCAGUGAGAUCUGGUGGUGGUUUCUGGUGUCCACAUGUGGCAGCAGUCACCACCUGACCUGGGCAGCAUGGAGGCAGAGAGAUGUCUGGGCAGAGCACCUCACAUUUUCAGGGUGGGGUUUUAAAAGAGCUGCAUCAAGUUGGAGACAAUUCAAUACAGGGGAAACAGGAAGUAAUCUGGGUUUCUCUUCAAAAUAGAGCUCAGAGGUGGGUCUUAGGGACAAAGCAUGGCAGUGACAAGGUAGUUGAUAGUAUAGAAUAAAUCAGAGCGCCAUUGUUCUGAAUUUAUGAGUAAUACAAGACAGUUUUAAUCAUGAAAAAAAAUGUGUAUAUGUAUUUUCCAUUUUCUCAUGUAAUUACGCUUUUCUGGUGUUUGUGCUGAUGGAACUGGUUGGACAGGAUUGUGCAAAGUUCAGUUUGUCUGAUGAUUAAGGAUGCGGGUAUUUUAUCUGUCAUGCAACACUGACCUAAAUAUCUAUGUUUCUCUCUUGUGUUGCCUGCUCUAUGUGCCCAUGAAUGUAUUGUUGACCUGAAUACUGUGGCAUCGCUGAGCUUUGCCUCCAAUCCUGCCCUGUGGCCACUCGCAGAACUCCAGAGAAUAAUUCCCCUUUGGACACUAAAGCAUUUUCCCCAUAGAGCACCAACACCAGGCAUUUAAACCCUGUGUGGGAGCGUCCUUAUCGAGUCGUUAGGACCCCUUUUGGGUCGUUGACUUAACCGGCCUUCAUGUGGGUUACUGAGUCUAGGUGAGACCAGGUGUGAAUGGUUGUUAUGCUGUCUGGGGAAGGGAACUCAGUCCUGCAUUAUAGGUGGGUGAUAGGUAAUGUUGUAAGCCACCUCCUCUGUUCAAAGAUUGUCGUUCCAAUUUGACACAUAUGGAUUCUAUUACUCCUCUAUCAAAUACUGACUGUAUCUGAAAUCACCCACUCAUAGGGAGUCCAGCAUAGUGGACUACAUAGGGAGCUCUUCGGCAGAAGGAAAGGGUUAGUGACCAUCGCUUCUACACUAUUAUUUGUGAUGCAUUGUGGGAUACGUUGAGUCCCCUAUAUAGGAUAUUUUAGUGGACUGAACAGACAUAAUUCACCAUCUUCUUAGUUUCCCUCUCACUGACAGCUGACUGUUGGGCAAGGCCCCUAGUAAGCAUCAGUGAAUAACCAUGGCAACGAAGAGUUGUGAGUGAAUAACCGUGGCAGCGGAGUUGGGAGGGGAUGGGAGUGUUAGCGUUGUUUCCCACUGUUGGAGGGUCUUUUUGUGUUUUGUGAAUAAAUGACUGAUAAAGCAGUCAAAGAGAGAAGUUGUUCGCUUCCUAUUUUCCACAACUUCUUCUGUUUAAUAAUUCCCAUUAGACAGUAAUACAAAAUGGCUACUUCUCUGGACAGGAUCUUUACAUCUUUAUAUGAUGAUCGAUUCUCCUUCAGAUGUAAGAGUUCAUCCAACAAUAUACAAUCAGAUAAUAUUAAACACAUUAGAAACACCUGUGCCCUGAACACUUUGACCAAAUCUGGAGUUGUUAAGUCAACAGUGGAAAUACGGGCGUUUUAUUUUGAAAGCUGUAACCGGAAGUCGUCUCAGUCUUUCUGCCCAGCACUGCCGGUGUCGUCGCAGCGGGUCAGGAGACUUCGGCUCCGCUCGGAGAAACAGCACCGGACUGUAUGGUGGAGAACCGUUUUGCAUUUUUUACCUUUUUCUGGGGACCGGCUGUAUGAUUAAGCUACAAUCUUCAAUGAGUAAGCAUAUUCCACAGUUCUGUGGUGUUCUGGGUCACACAUUUAUGGAGUUUCUGAAGGGCAGUGGGGACUACUGCCAGGCUCAGCACGCUGCCUAUGCAGACGAGUGAACAGCCAAACUCGCCAUCGAUCCGAAGCACUUGAGCCACAGGAGGGACCCCGGAAAGUUGGCAGGACCGGGACGCCUCCCAGAACCAGCGACAACUCGGCCUGGAUGGGGUAACUCCACCCGCUGCACACUGCCCUCGUCGGCUUCCGCCUGGCCUGAAUCAAGGUGGAACCAGCCUUGUUUUUUUUUCCUUCCUUUUCUUUUGUUUUAUCCCGAAGGAGAGGGUUUUUGAGUUGUUUCUCUGAUUGUCCGCCCUUUUUAGGCCUCUAACUCCCAAAUUUUGCCCACUCGCCUGUCGCAGCCUUCUUUUUCGUUUAGCCUUGCCAACCUCGAAGGAAGACCAGCGGAUUUCUGUUGCUAGAAGCUCGUUGGACGUUUUUUUUGUUUGACAUUCCCUCCGAGUUUAACUACGUGUUUACAUUAGUGUUUUUACUCCGUGGAAGACUUUUGGGUUUUGUUAUUUUUUUACGUUGUCACAAUGGCUCGUAUGAACAGACCAGCCCCUGUGGAGAUCACCUACAAGAACAUGAGAUUCCUCAUUACCCACAAUCCCACUAACGCCACCCUGAACAAGUUCAUCGAGGAGCUGAAGAAAUAUGGAGUGACCACCGUUGUUAGAGUUUGCGAGGCCACCUAUGAUGCCACCCUGGUGGUGAAAGAAGGAAUACAAGUUCUGGAUUGGCCGUUCGACGAUGGAGCUCCACCCUCCAACCAGAUCGUGGAUGAUUGGCUGAACCUGCUGAAACUGAAGUUCAGGGAGGAGCCCGGCUGCUGCGUCGCUGUCCACUGUGUGGCAGGGCUGGGGAGAGCUCCUGUCCUGGUCGCACUCGCCUUGAUCGAAUGUGGGAUGAAAUAUGAAGAUGCUGUCCAGUUCAUUCGACAGACAGUAAAGAGAAAGUCAGGAAGCCUCUGGACACAGUGCCUAAACCAUCAGGAUAUUAGGACGUCAGGAAGCGUCGAGGAGCGUUCAACAGCAAGCAGCUGUUCUACCUGGAGAAAUAUCGUCCAAAGAUGCGCCUGCGCUUCAAAGAUUCCAACGGCCAUCGCAAUAACUGCUGCAUCCAGUAGAGCCAAAACCCUGAGCCACGCCAACCCCGACCCACAACAGAAGAGUCGAGUUCAGCUUAAAACCUGGCAGGCUUGUUUUCUUAGUCAUUGUGUUGAAGUAUUUUAUUUUGGAAAAACCAUACUUGGUAAAUUCACCUGUCCCCUUCCCACUCCAGGUUCAAAAGCAAGUGUCAAAGAAAAUGAAAAAAAAAAAAAAAGAGUGGUGUGAACCGGAAUCACCGUGUUUUCUCUUCAUGUGCCCGGCAAAAAAAAAAAAGAAGAAGAAGAAAAAUUAGGAAGGGCAGCGCUGAGUCGUGUAUCAAUGUAAGAUGUUGGAUUAAUUGUUUUCUGCAAAACGCAUCCCAAAGAUUUAAAUUGGCCAGUUUAACCUGAGAAUGUGUUUAAAAAAAAA
Molecule: messenger RNA, 3331 nt
Organism: Acanthopagrus latus (yellowfin seabream)
Lineage: Eukaryota; Metazoa; Chordata; Actinopteri; Spariformes; Sparidae
Gene: ptp4a1
Product: protein tyrosine phosphatase 4A1
Exons: 7
Coding region: 2351-3148 (265 amino acids)
Biological process (GO): protein dephosphorylation
Cellular component (GO): nucleus
Molecular function (GO): protein tyrosine phosphatase activity
Source: RefSeq, a predicted model, not a curated record